Messenger RNA from Passer montanus (Eurasian tree sparrow), 669 nucleotides. Its product is annotated as galectin-4-like. The record is from RefSeq and is a predicted model, not a curated record. Gene Ontology annotation, molecular function: carbohydrate binding. The annotation marks the transcript as partial. The transcript has 5 exons. Lineage: Eukaryota; Metazoa; Chordata; Aves; Passeriformes; Passeridae.
AUCCUGGUGAACGGCACCUUCUACGAGGAGUUCCCGCACCGGCUGCCCCCGGAGCAGGUGACGGCCGUCAACGUGGACGGGGACCUGGAGCUGCACUCGGCCUCGGUGCUGGGGGGCACGGUGAGACCCCAAAAACAGCCUGCACCCCAAAAACGGUGUAUUUGGGAUUUCUGGAUCCUGGUGAACGGCACCUUCUACGAGGAGUUCCCGCACCGGCUGCCCCCGGAGCAGGUGACGGCCGUCAACGUGGACGGGGACCUGGAGCUGCACUCGGCCUCGGUGCUGGGGGGCACGCCCGUCCCCUUCAUCGCCACCAUCCCGGGGGGGCUGGUCCCCAAAAAAACCGUCAUCAUCAAGGGCUUUGUCCCCCACCACGCCAACAGGUACCGGGGACCCCCGAAGACCCCUCUGUCGAUCCGCUGCGGGAACCAUCGCUUCAAGGUGUUCGUCGAGGGGCAGCGGCUCUUCGAUUUCCACCACCGGGUGCCAGCCGGGCCCCACGUGGACGUGCUGGAGAUCGAGGGCGAUGUCGUCCUGUCCUAUGUCCAUUUCUGACCCACGAGUGUCCUGUCUCUGUCCCAUAAUUGCCCUGUAAUUGCCCCCCAUAACUGCCCCAUAAUUGUCCCAUAACUGGCCCUCAGCUGCCCUCUCCCAACACCGACCUCAAUA